Molecule: messenger RNA, 3996 nt
Organism: Stylophora pistillata
Lineage: Eukaryota; Metazoa; Cnidaria; Anthozoa; Scleractinia; Pocilloporidae
Source: RefSeq, a predicted model, not a curated record
AUCUUCUGAAAACAAAUGACAAUAAAACCAUCAUACUUUGAAAGACUUGUCAAACUUUUUAAAACUGUUAAGUAACAAGAAAAAUACAACCAUCAGUUAGGUUUUUCCCUUGAAAGCAUCAUUCAGUGAAGUAAAAUUAUCUCUCUGAGCCAUUUGUUCAUGAAAACAGACCCUUAACCUUCAAACUCCUCCAUUAAAACAUGUGUAUGAUGCUGGAAAGACUAGACUCUUCUGAUUCAAAUGCCCCACUCCACCCAGGCAAGGUUGAAAAUUCCCCAUCCUAGGCACAGAGGCCCUCAAAUGCCAAUGGGUUGCCUGCGAGAGGGAAUGUUAAAGCUUUCAAUUGAUAAGCACAUAACUUACAAAAUUAAUGCUUUUCUUAAUUGAUAAAGGUUACAAAGUCACAAGAAAGCAUCAUCUACCCAUGAUGCACAUUGAUGAGAUAAUUUAUGUGAAGACACUGAAUCAAAGUAGAUGGAAUUUCUCUCUUAGUAAAACAUUUAAACUAGGCUGUUGAAAAUGUUAUAAAACUAUCUCUCCAUGCAUCAGUUGUACACUCAACAAAAACCUCUAACAUUACCACACAAAGUAAGCAUCAUCUGAUUGGUAAGAAUCAUAAUAUUUAACAGCAGUUAAAGUGAAAGGUUGCAUAUCCCAAGAUCUAUAUUUUGUUGCAUGAUAAAAGUGAAACAGCUCAACUAGACUUCUCUAUCCCUUGGUUAUAAAAAUGAUAGCCACUUUUUCUGUUGCUUCAAAGAACUGGUCAAAAUUUUCCUGUUCUUCUUCUUUACAAGGCAACAAACACCACAAAGUACAGUGUAAAGUUCUGCAUAUGUUCAUACUGUAGUUCAAGAAUUUGGAGUUUGUACUUCAAAGUUUUUGCCAAGGGGUUUUUCACACUUGCUGUUGAUUUUGAUGAAGCCUCUCUGAAGUUCUAAUUUUAGGAGAGGCAAUGAAAAUAAUUUCUGUCAAAAGCACAAUACUUUGUCACCAAGAAAAUAGCUUAGCAUUCGUAAUUAAACCUUUUACAUCCUUAUAAUAGUGUCCAUAUUCUCCAUUUGUUUCUCUAUACAUUUCCAUUGGUACAGACAAGGGUAAUUCAUUUAACAAUCACAGCUUCUCAAGUUAAGUUGUGAUCCUUUCCUUUAUUUUCAUGAUCUUUAUGAAUGAUUCAGCAGUGUUAUUGUAAGGAGGAAUUAAUUGUGUAUCAUAAGUGAGGAAUUAAUUGCUGGUCACUUUUGGGAUUUAAAGGGUCAAAAGUUCUAUGCACUGCUCAAAUGUUUUUUAUUUUUAUUUCUCUGCUUUCAUUUGUCACAAUGCAGUGAAAUCAAAUUUAUUGAGUUUAGAAUUGAAUUUGCACAUUGGAGAAAAAUUUUAAAAGUGGAACUUUUGCAACUAACAUACCUCUAUUCUGAUGAAGAAAAAAUUUCCAACUUACAAGAUACUUUAUUCAACUACCCGUUUUGCCUCCCACUCAAAUGCUGUAUUUACACAUUCCCAGGAGCAGACACUCUCUUAUAAAUGGAAGCAGACACUUUUAAAAGUGAAAAUUUGUUUUGUUUACACUCUCUUGUAAGUAGCCACGUGCACCCCAUACAUAAUAAUUGACUCUCAGCAAUGAAAUUUGCCUUUAAUUUGCAAAUCAACAAAAAUAUGACCUUUCACAAGGCAACAGAUCAGCGGAGAUCAGUUGAGAUCAGUUUUAUAAAAUUUCCAUUUCCACAGGACAGCAAGCUGUUUGUUCAUUUGAAAUUAGCAGGAGUCCGACAUAACCAUAAUUUAUACUGUCAUGUUAAUUGGCCAUGUUUGUCAUGGUCUACAGUGUACUUUCCAUCUUGUUUCUCUCCCAUAAACAGACAUCCAUCCAAUUUUCCUUUGGUUUCUGCUCAUGAGAAUAAUUCUUGUGGGCAAGAGCUCCAUUAAUGGACACUUUUCAAAUUCCCGAGGGUGUCAGCUAAUGAUAGGGUUGACUGUAUUGCUAUUGCUUAAAGGGAAGGAUUCACAGUUAAGCGCACGAGUGGGCAAUGAUGCAGCUUCAUUGUUUGCUGGCCAAUCAGAGAAUAAAGGUAAAGACAGACCAGCAAUUUCUCUCCCCAUGUGGCUUUUGUGAUUGCAUCACAUUAUCACCUUCUAAUUAUAUUUUGCUCUCAAAGCAUUUCGUAAAGGAUUUUCCCUUUUUGUGAGAGGUGAUCCAAUAGGCAUGAAAUUUACAUCUUUGGAGAUAUGAAUAUAAAUUUCCUGAAAUUUAAUACACACGUCCAAACUGAAGAAUUCUUAGAUAUGCUCUAUGCCAACAACAUCUUACCAAUCAUUACUAAACCUACCAGGCUUACUGAUCAUACAGCAACACUCAUUGACCAUAUAUAUACAAAUUGUUUUAAAAAACUUACAGCAGGAAUCCUGACAGUUGAUUUAACAGAUCAUCUCCCCAUUUUCUGCAUAGUUAAAACCCAGCCCACAUGGAACAAUGACAAUAAAAUAUAUUUUCGAGACUAUUCUAAAUUUAAGAAAGACCUAUACUUGGAUGAUAUAAAUCAGAUUGCUUGGCAUGAAAUCCUUAAUCCCCAAAAUAAUUUAAAUGAGAAGCUAAGGGAGACAAUUAAUAUCCUGAAUGAAAUUGUUGACAAACAUGCACCUAUCAGGCUGGCUAGCCAAAGCGAACAAAAGCAACUUAAUAAGCCAUGGCUCACUAAGGCUAUUUUAAAAUCAGUAAAAAGGAAACAGAAAAUGUACCGUACAUAUUACUUAAGCAAUGUCUCCCCAAAAAAAGGGAAUAUAAACAUUAUGCAGCUAUUCUUUCACAUCUUAAGAAUAAAAGUAAGACAGACUAUUAUAGCAUGCAAUUCUCAAAGUACAACGAUAAUCUUAAACAAACUUGGAAACUUAUCGGUACUCUUGUUAAAAGGAAAACAAGAGGUCAAACUUUCCCUACAAAAAUUACUCAGUCAUAAUAACAGGACUUAUUCACAAGAAAAGGACAUUGCUCAAUUAUUCAAUAAUUUCUUUGUCAACAUUGGGCCAACUUUAGCACAGAAAAUUAAACCCGAUCAUACAAACCCUUUGCAAUACAUAGAAUCUACACCAUCAAACAGCUUCUACCUUGCUCCAGCAACCCUAGCACAAGUGUUUACAUUGUUUGCUGGGCUAAAAGAAAAUAAAGCAUCACUCACUGUUCCUAAUAAGCUUAUCAAACUUGCAGCUGAACAGCUCUCUGCACCCUUCACUGAGAUCUACAAUGAGUCAAAAUCAUCAGGGGAAUUUCCUGAAGUCUUUCAGAUAUCAAAAGUAACCCUAAUACUUAAAAGCCGUACUGUAUCUGAGUUAGGUAAUUAUAGACCAAUAGCAGUUAUUUCUCCCUUCAGUAAAGUACUGGAAAGACUAGUAUAUGACCAGCUUGUGUCCUAUUUAGAAAAAGAAUGUCUCCUUUUUAACUAUCAAUUUGGCUUUCCAAAGGGAUAUUCCAUGGAAUAUGCAAUUCUCGAAACUGUAGAGAACUUGAAGUCAGCAAUUGACAGUCAACAAAUUACAUGUGGUAUAUUCUUAGACUUUUCUAAGGCCUUUGACACAAUUAACCAUCAUAUUCUCUUAGGAAAAUUAUACAAAUAUGGGAUCCGAGGAGUCCCCCAUGCAUGGUUUUCGAGCUAUAUAACUAAUCAUAAGUAAUAUGUCAUAGUUGGUAAUACAGAAUCUAGCCUGAAAACUAUUACAUGCAGUGUACCCCAAGGCUCCAAAUGAGGUCCGUUGCUGUUUCUGUUGUAUAUUAACGAUUUGCCUAGGUCUUCAGAGAAAUUAACUCUUAGGAUUUUUGCAGAUGAUACAAAUAUGUUUUAUUCUUCAAAAGACCCUGAGCAGCUCCAAUCAGUUAUUGAUGAAGAACUUAGAAAAGUCUUAAAAUACUGUGCAGCAAAAUAAUAUGCUGUCAACUAAUUUCAAGAAGACUAAUUAUAUGAUUAUUACUUCACUUAAAAAGAGACCAAAUAUCAGAAUAACAGCUUG